Messenger RNA from Scatophagus argus, 1680 nucleotides. RefSeq names its product alcohol dehydrogenase iron containing 1 (gene adhfe1). Gene Ontology annotation, cellular component: mitochondrion. The record is from RefSeq and is a predicted model, not a curated record. The transcript has 14 exons. Lineage: Eukaryota; Metazoa; Chordata; Actinopteri; Scatophagidae. Bases 111 to 1511 code for a protein of 466 amino acids. Gene Ontology annotation, molecular function: alcohol dehydrogenase (NAD+) activity; metal ion binding.
CCUACAGUUGCUAACUUUGCGUCCGUGCCGCUCGCCGCGGGUCAGACCAAAGGAAGUCUAAAGGUCGUCUUUAGAAGGGCUGUAGCUCAGACCAGCCACAGUCCGACGACAUGGCCGGACGGGACCGAGUCGUUCACCUGCUCAGACAGCUCGAGCGCGCGGCGUGCAGAUGUCCGGCUCACUCCAACACCUUCCACCGAGGUGCUGGAGCCGCGGCCUGCAGCGUCAGGACGACAGACUACGCCUUCGAGAUGGCGAGUUCCAACAUCAGAUAUGGAGAAGGAGUCAGCAGGGAGAUCGGCAUGGACCUGCAGAACCUCGGAGCUCGGAACGUCUGCCUGAUGACGGACAAGAAUUUGUCCCUCCUGCCGCCGGUGAAGGCCGUCCUCGAGUCUCUGGCCGAGAACGGAGUCAAAUACAAAGUGUUCGACAACGUCCGGGUGGAGCCCACCGACUCCAGCUUUAAAGAGGCCAUCGCAUUUGCGAAGAACGACUCGUUCGACGUGUUCGUGGCGGUGGGCGGGGGCUCUGUGAUUGACACGUGUAAGGCAGCCAACCUGUACUCGUGCCACCCCGACGCCGACUUCCUGGACUUCGUCAACGCUCCGAUUGGCAAAGGGAAGCCCAUCACCGGAGCUCUGAAGCCGCUCAUCGCAGUUCCUACCACUGCAGGAACCGGCAGCGAGACCACCGGAGUCGCCAUCUUUGACUAUGAGCCUCUGAAGGCCAAAACCGGUAUCGCCAGCAGGGCCAUCAGACCAACACUGGGCAUCGUGGACCCGAUGCACACACUGAGCAUGCCCGAGAGAGUCGCCGCCAACAGCGGCUUCGACGUGCUCUGUCAUGCUCUGGAGUCGUACACCGCGCUGCCUUACAGCCAGAGGAGCCCCUGCCCCCCGAACCCCAUCAACCGGCCGGCCUACCAGGGCAGCAACCCCAUCAGCGACGUGUGGUCCCGUCACGCCCUCAACGUAGUCGCCAAGUACAUGAAACGGGCGGUGCGGGACCCAGAGGAUCUGGAGGCUCGGUCCAGCAUGCACCUGGCCAGCGUGUUUGCCGGCAUCGGCUUUGGAAACGCUGGUGUUCAUCUCUGUCAUGGGAUGUCUUAUCCGAUCGCUGGUAAUGUGAAGACUCAUUCAGCGAAGGGUUACAGUGUAGAGCACCCUCUGGUGCCUCAUGGUCUCUCGGUGGUCCUCACGUCUCCAGCUGUCUUUAACUUCACGGCCCCGAUGUGUCCAGAGCGCCACCUGGAGGCUGCUGAGAUUCUUGGUGCAGACAUUCGGCAGGUGAAGAGGGAGGAUGCGGGCGCCAUUCUGGCUGACACGCUGCGUCAGUUCCUGUUCGACCUGCAGGUGGAGGACGGACUGGAAGCUGUGGGAUACAGUAAAGAUGACAUCCCUGCUUUGGUGAAGGGAACCAUCCCUCAGGAGCGAGUGACCAAGCUGUCUCCCCGGGGACACACUGAGGACGACCUGAGCCGACUAUUUGAAGCCUCAAUGAAGCUCUACUGAACACACACACUUUUCUGUCCUUAUGAGGACCACACAAACCCUGUCAGCUCUGAACUGUUCUCAGGUCUAUUGGGUGUCGAGCUGCAGUUCUUCUUACAGCCACUAGAUGUUGCUGUCUCUCCAGGUCGAUUUUACAUGCAAAUAUGAAAUAAAAGACGGCUUUACAUGA